Messenger RNA from Agrilus planipennis (emerald ash borer), 1168 nucleotides. RefSeq names its product 3-ketodihydrosphingosine reductase-like. Gene Ontology annotation, cellular component: endoplasmic reticulum membrane. Gene Ontology annotation, biological process: sphingolipid biosynthetic process. The record is from RefSeq and is a predicted model, not a curated record. The transcript has a single exon. Bases 96 to 1064 code for a protein of 322 amino acids. Lineage: Eukaryota; Metazoa; Arthropoda; Insecta; Coleoptera; Buprestidae. Gene Ontology annotation, molecular function: 3-dehydrosphinganine reductase activity.
GAUGCCAAUCUAACCGGAAUUUUCUCCUAUUCAGUGCAAUUUUCAAUUCAGUUGUCGAAUUCUGGUCAGUUAAGGUUGAUUGAAGUAGUUCCAAAAUGAUUGUACUCGUAAGUCUCAUAUUACUUUUCGGAGGAGUCGGUCUAUUAAGUUUAUUUUUAUUCAAAAAGUGCAGUAUCAAUAAUAUAAAUUCCAUUAAAAGUAAAUACGUUGUUGUAACAGGUGGUUCUAGUGGUAUCGGUAAAUCUCUCGCAAAAUUAUGUGUACAACUAGGUGCUGACGUAACGAUUAUAGCCAGAAAUGAGGAAAAAUUAGAAAAUGCUCUCAAAGAAUUGUUGCAAUAUAAAAGUGGUGAAUUUCAACAAAUUACUGCUGUAUCUUGUGAUACUUCUAAUUACCCUUUAAUUAAAAGUGAAUUGGAAAAACUUGAAGCAAAUACUGGGCCUAUCUACAUGUUGAUAAACUGUGUCGGAGCUGCAAUAUGUGGAAAAUUAGAAGAUAUGUCUAUCGAAGAUAUUGAAUCUCAAAUUUCUAUGAACUUCUUUGGGAUUGUGUAUCCUAUAAAAGCAAUAAUUUCUAAACUAAAACAACGCAAAGAAGGAAUAAUUGUAUUGACAGCAUCUCAAGCUGCCUUAUUAGGAAUAUUUGGCUUGUCAAUUUAUUCUGGUUCAAAGUUUGCAUUAAGAGGAUUUGCAGAAGCUUUAGACAUGGAAGUUCGACCAUACAAUAUUUCUAUAACUGUUGCAUUACCUCCGGAUACUGAUACACCUGGUUUUGAAAAAGAAAAUAUUGGGAAACCUAAGGAAACAGCAUUAAUUUGCGAAACAGCUGGUCUUUACGAUCCUGAUGUGGUAGCAAGAGCAAUUCUUAAAGACGCCUUAAAAAGGAAAUUUUUUAGUUUUCUUGGUUUUGAAAGCUAUUUAAUGGCAACGCUUUGUAUUGGGAUGGCCCCAUUUUCAUCAUUUUUGGAAGUUAUUAUUCAGAGUUUAUUAAUAGGACCGAUUCGACUUAUAAGUGCGUUUUACCUAACAAAAUUUCAUUGUAUUGUUAAAAGAUUAGCAGAGUAGGAAUAUCGAAGUUAUUUAUUUUACUAACUUUUGAAUAUUUUUACAUUGGCGUACUAUAUUUUACAAAAUAAGCGAAACAUUGUUGUACAUUAUAAAAGGUAAUA